AUGUCGAGCUCAAUUCCUGGUCGCCGUGAGCUUCCUGCCUCUCAAUAUGAUCUUUCUACAUAUUGGGGACGAGUACGCCAUUCCGCAGACAUUUCAGAUCCCAGAACUUUACUCGUCAGUUCGGCAGGAUUGGAACAUGCGAAGAAUUUAAUAGCUGGAUACAAACAAGGGCGGGUGGCAGAGAUGAAUGAUGAGCUCUGGAAGGCAAAGAAGAUUGUGGAUUCGACAUUACACCCAGAUACUGGCCUACCCGUCUUUCUACCGUUUCGCAUGUCAAGCUUUGUCCUGUCAAACUUGGUCGUGACGGCGGGUAUGCUGACACCUGGUCUCGGGACGACUGGAACUCUUCUUUGGCAGAUCACCAACCAGUCUCUAAAUGUUGCAAUCAACAAUGCGAAUGCGAAUAAAUCCACCCCACUAUCUACCUCCAAAAUAGCCCAGUCGUAUUUCACAGCCGUCGGAGCCUCGUGCUCAGUCGCACUUGGUCUUAAUGCUCUCGUUCCCCGAUUGAAGAGAGUUAGCCCAGCGGCGAAAACCAUACUCGGAAGACUUGUGCCUUUCGCAGCCGUUGCAAGUGCUGGAGCUCUAAAUGUCUUCUUGAUGAGAGGAGAAGAGAUGAGAGUAGGCAUUGAUGUAUAUCCUGUCCUGUCAGAAGCAGACAAAGCCAAACUCGCGGCGGAAGGAAAGUCCGAGUCAGAGGUGGCAUCAUUGGGGAAGAGCAAAAAGGCCGCAACGCUUGCUGUGUCUGAGACUGCUUUGAGCAGAGUUCUCAACAGCUCACCGGUCAUGGUUGUUCCAGCGCUGGCAUUAGUACGACUUCAGAAGCAGGAUUGGCUCAAGCGAAACUCACGACUCACUUUACCUGUCAAUCUCGGAUUGAUUCUAGGGACAAGUCUCUUUGCUUUGCCAUUGGCUUUGGCCGCGUUUCCCCAAAGACAAGCUGUAGAUGCAUCUAGUCUCGAAGAGGAAUUCUGGGGCAAAGGAGGUGAGAAUGGGAAGGUUGUCUUCAAUAGAGGCAUCUGA
This is a messenger RNA of Glarea lozoyensis ATCC 20868, 1023 nucleotides long. RefSeq lists its product as uncharacterized. Gene Ontology annotation, cellular component: mitochondrial inner membrane. The transcript is spliced from 4 exons. Gene Ontology annotation, molecular function: monoatomic ion transmembrane transporter activity. Lineage: Eukaryota; Fungi; Ascomycota; Leotiomycetes; Helotiales; Helotiaceae. Gene Ontology annotation, biological process: monoatomic ion transport; mitochondrial transmembrane transport. The coding region runs from base 1 to 1023 and encodes 340 amino acids. The record is from RefSeq and is a predicted model, not a curated record.